GAUCAAUACUUUAUUGCCUGCUUUUUCACGAUGAAGGCCAUGGAGGAUCAAGUAGUCCAAGAAGAACCAGGAUACCAGGAUGAUGAGGAAUCCUUUUUUCAGGAUAUUGACCUGCUACAGAAGCAUGGAAUUAACGUAGCAGAUAUUAAAAAACUGAAGUCAGUUGGAAUCUGCACGAUCAAAGGAAUCCAGAUGACCACAAGACGGGCACUGUGCAACGUGAAAGGCCUUUCAGAGGCCAAAGUGGACAAGAUUAAAGAAGCUGCAAACAAGCUUAUUGAACCAGGCUUCCUGACCGCCUUCGAGUACAGUGAAAAACGGAAGAUGGUAUUUCAUAUUACUACUGGCAGCCAGGAAUUUGAUAAACUUCUGGGUGGCGGGAUUGAAAGCAUGGCAAUCACUGAGGCCUUUGGAGAGUUCCGGACAGGCAAAACGCAGAUAUCUCACACCCUUUGUGUGACAGCUCAGCUUCCAGGACCAAAUGGCUACACAGGUGGAAAGAUUAUCUUCAUUGAUACUGAAAACACUUUCCGACCAGACCGUCUCCGUGACAUUGCUGAUCGCUUCAGUGUUGACCACGAUGCAGUACUUGACAACGUGCUGUACGCACGUGCAUACACUAGUGAACAUCAGAUGGAAUUGCUUGACUAUGUAGCAGCCAAGUUCCAUGAGGAAGCUGGUAUCUUCAAACUAUUGAUCAUUGACUCCAUAAUGGCACUUUUCCGUGUGGAUUUCAGUGGUCGUGGAGAGUUGGCUGAACGACAACAGAAACUCGCUCAGAUGCUGUCAAGGCUCCAAAAAAUAUCAGAAGAAUAUAAUGUGGCUGUGUUUGUGACAAACCAGAUGACUGCUGAUCCAGGAGCAACUAUGACCUUUCAGGCUGACCCAAAAAAGCCGAUUGGGGGUCACAUCCUUGCUCAUGCUUCGACUACCAGGAUUAGUUUGAGGAAAGGCAGAGGGGAGCUGCGGAUCGCAAAGAUAUACGACAGCCCUGAGAUGCCUGAAAACGAAGCCACCUUUGCAAUAACUGCUGGAGGGAUUGGGGAUGCCAAAGAAUAGGCAGAAAACUGAUGUAAUUGUACAGCUGAAAACCACCUGGGCAGUUGG
Molecule: messenger RNA, 1107 nt
Organism: Antrostomus carolinensis (chuck-will's-widow)
Lineage: Eukaryota; Metazoa; Chordata; Aves; Caprimulgiformes; Caprimulgidae
Gene: DMC1
Product: DNA meiotic recombinase 1
Exons: 13
Coding region: 31-1059 (342 amino acids)
Biological process (GO): DNA recombinase assembly; DNA repair; DNA strand invasion
Cellular component (GO): condensed nuclear chromosome; nucleus
Molecular function (GO): ATP hydrolysis activity; DNA strand exchange activity; ATP-dependent DNA damage sensor activity
Source: RefSeq, a predicted model, not a curated record